AUGAAUCUGCAGCCCAUUGCUAACGCUCCCGCGCUUCCAAACUCUUGUUAUAUAACCAAUCAACGAUUGGUGGACCCACGGACUGGAAUGGAGGUACAGCCUCCCACAGAGCCGGAGUUGAACCAGUACUUUUUUAUGGACAAGGAGGGGUUCCACUCGAAGGAGGCGGGCGCUGGCAUCGCUGUAGUGCAUAAUGUGGAAAGGACUAAUGCAAUCUAUGACAUCCUGACCUCUAAAGGUCAGUACAUCUUCACCGCCCUCAUGCGAGCCACAAUCAUGAACGAUGUCAGAACCGUGAAGACCCUCCUGAAUUCUGAAGCUACGAUGGCGCUGCCAAACGGUGUCACUGCCUUGAUGCUGGCUGCUCAUCUUGGUCAUGCAGACUGUGUCUCGCUACUCGUGGGCAAGGAGGCGGGCCUACAGCAAAAAAAUGGAAACACGGCCCUCAUGGAAGCGGUGCAGAAUGGCAACGUGGAGAUUGUUAGGAUCCUAGCGCCCCGGGAGGCGGGCUCUAGGCGCCGAGAUGGCUGGACGGCUCUUAUGACGGCUGCAGAAAACGGGAUUGAGGACGCCGUCAAGAUUCUUAUGAAGUCGGAGGCCGGGAUCCAAACUCGAUCAGGGGUCACUGCACUCAUGAUUGCUGCAGGGAAUGGCUUCACAAAUAUCGUGAAGCUCCUAGCUCCAUCUGAGAAGGGACUCAAGACGCUUGCAGGCUGGACCGCCUUGAUGGGGGCGGUUGAGGAGAAACACCUCGAUGCUGCGGCAGUCCUUGUACCCCACGAAGCCAAAUUGACAAAAAUGGACGGCUGGACAGCCCUGAUGAGCGCUGCCAGACACGGAGCGUAUGAUAUUGCUAAAUUGCUGGCUCCAUACGAGGCAGGGAUGGUUUGUCCAGCGGAUAACAGCUGCGCUCUGAUGUGGGCUGCAUCUGUGGGCAAUCGCGACAUUUGUGAGCUUCUCUUAGACAAGGAGGGCCACAUCCGUAACAAGCAGGGGUUCAAGGCUGUUGACUUCGCUGCGGACGCAGGCUACACGAAUUUACUUGCGCUUCUCUCAGGCGAAGAAGCCAACAUUAGCGUCCAGAAAAAGAAAAAGGGAAAGAAAGGGGAAAAGAAAUAG
Giardia duodenalis is the source of this 1119-nucleotide messenger RNA. Its product is annotated as Ankyrin repeat protein 1. Gene Ontology annotation, molecular function: protein binding. Bases 1 to 1119 code for a protein of 372 amino acids. NCBI's taxonomy places the organism in Eukaryota, Fornicata, Diplomonadida, Hexamitidae. The transcript has a single exon. The record is from RefSeq and is a predicted model, not a curated record.